Messenger RNA from Artibeus jamaicensis (Jamaican fruit-eating bat), 2782 nucleotides. RefSeq names its product cyclin K (gene CCNK). The record is from RefSeq and is a predicted model, not a curated record. NCBI's taxonomy places the organism in Eukaryota, Metazoa, Chordata, Mammalia, Chiroptera, Phyllostomidae. Gene Ontology annotation, biological process: positive regulation of DNA-templated transcription, elongation; regulation of transcription by RNA polymerase II. Gene Ontology annotation, molecular function: cyclin-dependent protein serine/threonine kinase activator activity. Bases 371 to 2122 code for a protein of 583 amino acids. The transcript has 12 exons. Gene Ontology annotation, cellular component: cyclin/CDK positive transcription elongation factor complex; nucleus.
CGCACGCAGAGCGGAGCAGACCAGUGCGACGGAGAGGGGCCUGGGCCCCACCCGGCGGGUGAAGAGGGGCCGGGCGCUCCCCGCACCUGCCACCAUCUCCGGGGCGGACGGACGGGAGCGUUACACGCCAGAGCUUCCCGUCGCUUGUUUUCCGUCGCCGACGCAGGGAGAUGACGUAUCCCCCGACCUCCCACGUCCAAGAUGGCUGCUGUGGGCGAGGACAGACGUCGCUAAGGGGCUUCCUUCAGGCGACGAGUGAGUGACCGACGGACCGGUGGCGGCGCCACCCACCUACCGCUUCCCUAAAAGUCGAGUAGACAUCCGAACACUGUCAGAGAACCUUUUGAAAAGAACAAGUCUGCUUCAAUAAAUGAAGGAGAAUAAAGAAAACGCAAGCCCUUCGGUGACCUCAGCGAACCUGGACCACACAAAGCCAUGCUGGUACUGGGAUAAGAAAGACCUGGCUCACACGCCCUCGCAGCUGGAAGGGCUCGACCCGGCCACCGAGGCCCGCUACCGCCGGGAGGGUGCUCGCUUCAUCUUCGACGUGGGCACGCGCCUGGGCAGGCACUAUGAUACCUUGGCAACUGGAAUAAUUUAUUUUCAUCGCUUCUAUAUGUUUCAUUCCUUCAAGCAGUUCCCGAGAUACGUCACGGGAGCUUGUUGUCUCUUUCUGGCUGGGAAAGUAGAAGAAACACCCAAAAAAUGUAAAGAUAUCAUCAAAACAGCUCGCAGUUUGCUAAAUGAUGUACAAUUUGGCCAGUUUGGAGAUGACCCAAAGGAAGAAGUAAUGGUUUUGGAGAGAAUCUUGCUGCAGACCAUAAAGUUUGACCUACAGGUAGAACAUCCAUACCAGUUCCUGCUCAAAUAUGCAAAACAGCUCAAAGGAGAUAAAAACAAAAUCCAAAAGCUGGUUCAGAUGGCAUGGACAUUUGUAAAUGACAGUCUCUGCACGACCUUGUCACUGCAGUGGGAACCAGAGAUCAUAGCAGUGGCGGUGAUGUAUCUUGCGGGACGUUUGUGCAAAUUCGAAAUACAAGAAUGGACCUCCAAACCCAUGUAUCGGAGGUGGUGGGAGCAGUUUGUCCAAGAUGUCCCUGUGGAUGUCCUGGAAGACAUUUGCCACCAAAUCCUGGAUCUUUACUCACAAGGAAAACAACAGAUGCCUCAUCACACACCUCAUCAGCUGCCGCAGCCCCCUUCACUCCCAUCGACACCACAAGUGCCACCAGUGCCACCGUCCCAGUCGGCCCAAGGCUCCGAACCGCCGCAGCCCCCACAGAAGGACCCGCAGCCAUCAGCCCAGCCGCCGCCGCCGCCACAGCAAGCCCAGCAGCCCAAGAAACCAUCCCCACAGCCGAGUCCGCCCCGCCAGGCGAAACGGGCCACGGUGGUUUCUCCCAAAGAAGAGAGCAAAGCAGCAGAUCCCCCACCGCCUAAAAUCCCCAAAAUCGAGACCACUCACCCUCCGCUGCCUCCGGCCCACCCACCACCAGACCGGAAGCCUCCCCUCUCAGCUGCCUUAGGCGAGGCCGAGCCGCCAGGCCCUGUGGAUGCCGGUGACCUCCCCAAAGUCCAGAUUCCUCCUCCAGCCCACCCAGCCCCUGUGCACCAGCCGCCACCACUGCCACACCGGCCACCACCGCCACCACCUUCCAGCUACAUCACCGGGAUGUCCACCAACAGCUCCUACAUGUCCGGAGAGGGCUACCAGAGCCUGCAGUCCAUGAUGAAGACCGAGGGUCCCUCCUAUGGCACCCUGCCCCCAGCCUAUGGCCCCCCGGCCCACCUGCCCUACCACCCUCACGUCUACCCCCCCAACCCACCCCCACCACCGGUGCCCCCUCCCCCGACCUCCUUCCCCCCGCCCGCCAUCCCUCCCCCCACUCCCGGCUACCCUCCACCUCCACCCACCUACAAUCCCAACUUCCCGCCUCCACCCCCACGCCUGCCCCCCACACAUGCUGUCCCACCUCACCCUCCACCAGGCCUGGGCCUGCCCCCGGCCAGCUACCCACCUCCAUCUGUCCCCCCUGGGGGACAGCCACCCGUGCCCCCACCCAUCCCCCCACCCGGCAUGCCCCCGGUUGGGGGGCUGGGCCGGGCGGCUUGGAUGAGAUAGCCUGAUGCCUCCCCCACCUUUUUUUUUAAACUAGUUUUUCUAAUCAACCUGAAGGGUAGUUGGAGUGAGUAAGCAGCAGGGUACCUUGUAUAACGCUAGACAGGCGCAGUAGAGGGGGACAUGGCGGUGCUCCCCACCUGGGGAAGGGACCGUGGGUGUCCACUGAGGGCAGAGUCCUGCACUGGGUGACUCGAUGCUAGUGAGAAUGUAAACAGCCACGUUGGCUCAAGAAAUAGCAUCCGUGAGGAGUGAGUUUCCUUCUAGAAAUCAGUGCCUAAUUUUCCUGGAUACUCAGUUUUAAAGUCCUGUCCCAUCGGAAGUCACACUGUUGUCAUCGCUGUCAUUCUGUGUUCCCUCCCAUGACCCUCGGUCGGAAGGACCACUAUUUUGAUUUAGAGUUAAUUACAUCCUUUGCAUUAAAGUAAUUUUGAAGGGGUUGCCUGGUUGGAUGGCUUUUUUGUUUGUCCUCCAGGAAGAAGGGGAGGGAAGUGCUUGGAAAGUAAUGUAUGUUUACAUCAACCUGCAAAUUCCUGUACAUAGAGAUAUAUAUUUUUUAAGUGUGAAUGUAACAACAUACUCUGAAUUCCAUCUUGGUUACAAACGAGACUCCUUCGGUCAGUUGCCCAAAUAAAAGCAGUUCUGAAAUCUGUCUGUUUACUG